UAGCAAAUUUUGAGCUUGGCAACUAAAUUGAUGAUUUCAUUUUGAGGAAAAAGCUUACUGAAAUUGGUAAUAUAAGUAUUUUGGUGAAUGGAAAUGAGUAGAAUAUCCUCUCAUAUACAUUGUCAAGCUCAUUAGUAUGCUCCACGCUGGUUGUAUAAUUUUUCGUUUAAAAUGGCCGUCGUUUUAUUGUCAAACUUAGGUGAUACAUUCGUUUGCACUUUUUGUAUUCUUUUACUUUUACUAUCGCAUUCAUUUGCGAUGAAUAAAGAUGAACGCUUAGCAGAGAAAGGAGACUUAAAUGAUUUCGCCGAAUUUGAAACAGAAGAAGACGAGGAUGAGAGCGACAAUGCUUAUGAAGGUGCAUUAGAUAAUUCUGAUAAAGAAACAGUUGAGCAGAAAACUAGGAAAUCUAAUGUGGAUGAGGAUGAUGAAGAAGUCGAAGUUGAAAAUGGUGAAGUAGAAGAAGGUGAUGAUUCCAAUGAUGAUAUCUCAGUUGAGACUGAAGAUGAAUAUGACCAUUUUGCUGAUGAAGAAGAAUUUGAGGGAUACUCCAAGGACAGAACUGGCCCUAAAGGAAAACAAUCUGAGCCAGAUUUGAAAAUUGCAAAGGUUCCUUUACAUUUGAGAGCAAAUUGGGAGGGUUUUUACUUGGAAAUUCUUAUGAUUUCUGGCCUGGCAGCGUAUGCCUUGAACUUCUUUAUUGGUCGCAGUAAGAAUUCAAAAUUAGCAUCAACUUGGAUGAAAUACAACAAAAAUAUCUUAGAAGACAAUUUUGCCAUGGUUGGUGAUGAAACUCAGCAAGAUUUGUUUACUAAGGAAAGUGAAAGUCAUUAUUCAUUGUGGUGUUCAGGAAGAGUGAAUUGUGAAGGACUUUUGGUUGAACUUAAGCUUCUUAAAAGACAUGACUUGGUCCAUGUUCUUUCCUACAUGUUUAAACCAACCGCUGACAAAAUGGUUGCAACUGUUCACAUGAAUGAUGAAGAUAUGGACAACUUUGUCUUUGCGAUGUAUCCAAAGCGUACAGCAAGUAAAAUUCAUAAGGAGUUUCAGGAUUUAAGUUUCUUUUGUCCUGAACGUCGUCCAGCAGAGAAAUUAGGCUUACCUAGUUCCUAUACCAUUUUAUCUGAAAGUGCAGAAAUUUUGACUCUGCUUUCAGUUACUGUGACAAAAUUAAUCUCAGAUAAAAGUGAUCUAAUUGAAAGUAUUCAUUUCUCUGAUCAAUAUGUUGGAAAUAAAAAAAAUGCAGAUGAUGCGGAGGAAUCUGAAGAAAUAAAACCACCCAAAGUAAAAAAAGUUUUAAUUUUUACAUUUAAUCUUCCCGGUAAAGGCAAGACAAAAUAUUCUCAUAUGGAAAUGUGCAAACCUUUAAUAAAUCUUGUUCAUUUUGUGGAUAAAGUGAAGAAAUUUAAACUUAGUAAAGAUGCUAAAACAAAAUCUGAUAAGAAAAGACGAGAAAUGGAAGAAUCGUUCUGGAAACAAGCUCAUGCAUCUCGUCAAGAGGCGGCGCAAUUACGUCGUGAAGAAAAACAACGAGCAGAAAAGGAGAGAAUAAUGAAUGAAGAUGAUAGUGAGAAGCAAAGAAGAAUGGAGGAUAAAUUACACAAGAAAGAAAUGAAAAAACGUAAUCCAGCUUUUAAGAUGAAGCAACUGAAAGCCCGCUCGUAAUGCCAUACAUACAUACAUGCAUAUUUGUAGCUUGCUUGUCAAUGGUGACUUUAUUUUAACCGUAUAGUUUAUAUAAUUAUUAUAAACAUUACCUUAGUUUAUGUGUUAAUUUAUUAUCUUAUCAUUGACUUGUCAAUAAAUGCGUAUGCUUGGUCUUAGGGGAAA
Xenia sp. Carnegie-2017 is the source of this 1830-nucleotide messenger RNA. Its product is annotated as PAT complex subunit CCDC47-like. Gene Ontology annotation, cellular component: endoplasmic reticulum. Lineage: Eukaryota; Metazoa; Cnidaria; Anthozoa; Malacalcyonacea; Xeniidae. The record is from RefSeq and is a predicted model, not a curated record. Gene Ontology annotation, molecular function: calcium ion binding. Gene Ontology annotation, biological process: endoplasmic reticulum calcium ion homeostasis.